Molecule: messenger RNA, 1433 nt
Organism: Lingula anatina
Lineage: Eukaryota; Metazoa; Brachiopoda; Lingulata; Lingulida; Lingulidae
Source: RefSeq, a predicted model, not a curated record
AUGACUGUUUAUUCUUUACAUCGGCGGCUAUUCUAAAAACCCAUGUCAAUAAACAGACCCCAUGACCGACACUUACUUACAUGCAAUAUUUAUUUGAGGCGCAGUGAACCGCAACCAAAUAGUUAGUUGUGCCUUGCAUUAUGCAAACAAUAGCUGCAUGGUGAUAUAGUAAACAGUACAAUGUGUGUGCUGUACUCCUUUAGUCGGGGAACUGUGAAUACACCAGUGAAUACACAAACGGCGGACAGGAGUUCAUAUAUUAAUGAGAUUUCAAGCCAGGUUUUAUUGGGUAUAUGCUGGCGUAACUAGACGACCCAAGUAUGAAAAUAAGACUUAGACAACCAUGAUGACACCAAUGUUUAAAAUUUGAACUAUCACUAUGAACAUCGUUAUUCGAAAUACCGGGAGGCCUGGAAUCCCGAAGUCAGGCAGUGGCCAAGGGAGCAAAAUGCAAGAUGAUGGAGAACAGGUCCCCCCUCCGCCGUCCCCCGUCCAAGGAGGGGUGCCCUCCACCGUAGGAGGCUAUGAUGUGGAUCAUGAAUAUGCUUCCAUAAUGACAAAGGCUUUGAAUUCCUAUAAAGAUCACCGGGAAAGAGAAAGGGUUUUGAACGAGGAGCAAGAAUUGAUGUUGGCACAUGAAUAUACACGCCCAACGCAGAUGUAUAAUUUUCCAAAGCGUCCACUGUCCUCACGAGCUAGGUGCCAAAGCGCAAAGCUCAACCGUGGGGUCCGUCCGCUAGGACAACUAAGAAAUUCAAGUUCUUUGGAAUCGGAACAGUCGGAAGGCACUGUGCAUUGGAUAAGCGCAAUACCUAAGGUUCCUCAACGUCCAACGCACAAAUUUGCAAAUCUACGGGUGCAAUCCGCUAGGCCAACCAGACCGGAUUCAAGCGUCAGCAGAAUGUCACUGCCUAAUAUGACAGACUUACGUCACUAUAAAAACAAAACCUGGAAACACAUCAACAGUCACGGGGCUGGGGUAUUUACACCCUGUGGAAGUCGUAGGGAAUACUAUACUAUACACCCAGAUUGGGUGUCAGAAAACCUGUCAGUUCAAAAAUUAUCUUUAUCCAACAGACAGUCAGGAAAAGACACAGUAGACGCUGCCACAAGGUUCAAGUCGUCGUCCCUCCCUACCAGACGCUGUAAAAGUGCGCCCCCACCUAGGAGUCGAAAUAUUAUCACUUGGGAGACGCGACAUUAACACACACACGUACAGGAGUUUCUCAAACGCUCAAUAAACCCAGAUGUAAUAGGGAUCGUGGAAUACUAAAUCGUUAUUUGAACCGAAUACCGUCAUUUAUAUUAGACGAGCUUCCUAUAAUGGACCUCUUUGUAGAUACUGAUUUUCUUUGUACCAAUCGAGGCAAUCGUCUACAAUCUAUAUAUACAUUAACAUAACUUAUGCCUCAGCCUAUUGUGUUAUUCCAUUG